Messenger RNA from Alternaria viburni, 633 nucleotides. RefSeq lists its product as uncharacterized. The record is from RefSeq and is a predicted model, not a curated record. NCBI's taxonomy places the organism in Eukaryota, Fungi, Ascomycota, Dothideomycetes, Pleosporales, Pleosporaceae. Bases 1 to 633 code for a protein of 210 amino acids. The transcript is spliced from 2 exons.
AUGGAGAACACUACUACAGAACCAUACCGCGACUCUCCGGCACGAGACCGGAGAACAUCGCCUACCCACCAAACAUCACCCAGCUCCUCAGACUCGUCCGCAACCAUAAAACCGCUGUCCGCAACGCCUCCUCCCUACGCAGACGAAGAGCCCUACCGCGACGACCCCCAAACACCAACAGAAACAGCACCCUCGACGCGUCAAACCGCUUCACCGACCCACCAACGGCAGUCACAACGCAGUCCACCCUACCAACCAUACACAGACUCACCACCCCACACCCCAGACGCCGACGACGUCCCCCUCGCCCACCUCGUCUCCCACGCGUACACGCAGUCGACGGAAAUAUCUCACCAGACCAACGAUGCUUUCUAUCCAGCCGACGCACCACCACCAUACGCAAUCGCAGUCCGACAGUCGUAUCGCGACACGCUCGUGCAGUAUGUACCGCGCGGCCAGCACGGGGGUCGCGAGGAAGACGAGGAGAGCCAGGUUGGUGUGGAUGUGGUCAGGCCGGAUGAUGUGAGGUAUUCGGUUGAGAAUAUUGUUGCGAUGUUUGUUGUUGCGAUAAUGUUGUUGGUUGUGUCGGGGGUGCUGGCUUGGUUGGCGUUUGGGAGUGGGCUGGUGGGAUGA